UUUCUUGUUUUACCAAUAUCAUCUUCCGAUCGCUGCUUGCGCCCUGCUGUCACAACUGAUAUUUUCAAACGACGUAGCUAAAGCAGGUGUUGACAAUACAGCAAAAAACUUCACUUAGCUAACUUUAUUCCUCUAUCCAACCGACUGUUUUGACACAAACGAGACUGUGUAGAAAGUCGCUUGUCCAUAAAAACUACAAUUCCCACAAUUCACCCAAAGUAGUACACGUAGUUUCUCGAACCUUGACGCACCUUCUGGCGCCGCUCACUUUUUCAGAAUAGCAAGCUAACGUCAGCGUAACACAGCCUGCCUUUCAAGCUGUUCACACCACAGGGACCUUCAAUUUGGGAUCUAUUUCUGUUUGGAGGUGGUCUCUUGGCGUUAGAGUUAAGAGCCUGCUGCUGCGUGCUAAUGGGAAUACCCCGAAGGAAAACAUUGUGAACUAAACGGGGGCAAGCUAGCGAAACACCAAUAUCAACAACAACAACAUCGAGGGGCAGGGCAGCUGCACAGGCCGGUCUGUGACACUAACUUGAUAUGUUUCUGGUUAACUUAUGCAAAGUUAAAAUUAAGCGUAGGGAUGAAGCUGUCGUUGUGUUUUGUCGUAUCAAGUUACAGUAAUAUCUGUAACGCCGUAUUGACGCUAAGACGCAACACUGGCGUUGUAGCUAGCUAGAUAACCAGCUUGCCAGCCCCAUGUAAACAGAUUUAAAACUCGCUGUGCGUCAUGUAGGUUACAGAGAAUACCUUCAUCAGCUUAUCUAAGUGGUGACAAUAUUGAUCUUUCUGAUCAGAUCCGUUUGUAGUUGCCUACAAAUUAUUCGUGUGUCUCUUCAAAUCAUUUCAUCGAGUGGUCCACCAUGCAUCACUCCGCUCCCUCAAGCAGUGAACUGGGGUUUCUGCCAGCCAUGUAUUCAUUUUCAGGCCCUACUAGCCUUCCUGAAUUUGACCUCGGUUCUCCAAGUACGUCUGGCCACCUACAGAGAGCAACAGUUUCUAACAACAGCUGGGAGACAAGAUGCCUCAGGAAGCACAGAAGGAGAGUUGAUGAUGAGGGAUGCAGUGCCAAAAGGAGGAGGUUAAUGGUGGAGGCAGAAGUGGACAUUUCAGAGAACUCAAAUGCUUGCACUCGUCAUUACUGGCCUACAGCAAACAGCUGCCCUCCCCUGUCUGCACAGCAAGCCUGUCCUUCACUUUCACAGCCCUGUCCAGAGUCUCAGCCCUUGACUUUGCCGCACCCCUCCGCUGCCCUGUCCCGGCCUGAGACAGAGAGCUCCUGCAUGGAAAUUGAAGCAGCUCAGAGGAAACUUCAGGAGAUUGAAGACAGAAUAACCUUGGAAGAUGACGAUGACGAUGAGGAUCUGGAUGUAGAACCAGCCCCGAGACGGCCAGUGUUGGUGAUUUCAGACAGUUUGAAAGAGGGUCUGCAGCGCGGCAUCAGCGACAUCCUCCCCCACAAAGUUGCCCAGUCUGUGAGCCAUUCUUGCAUGGAGUUGGUGUUGUGGCGGCCACCUGAUGACCCCUUCUUCUGUCGGAAGCUAAAGGGUUCGUUACAAAAACAACGUAAACAACAGACAGUAUCUCGGCAUCCCCCAACUCCGUGUCCAUCUCCCACCCCUCACAGUCCCCUGAGCCCCUCCAGUCCACCUGCAGACCCACGCUCUCCUCUGUACAGCUUUCCUGUGGCCCACAGUUCAGGGGAGGAGGACAUGGAAAUGUAAUAGUGCUUAAAGACUUUAAAAGCCAUGCCAAAGUAAGACUGGACACAUAUUCACAUAAAAGGCUAUAAAGGACCCAGAACCACUUUAAGUCAGGCAGUUUGGCAAGGUAUUUUGGCUUUACAUGAAUAUUGUGCUGUUUUAGACGGUUUGUGAAAUACAUCUUUUACUUACGUUCACUCAUGGUUUUCUGACUGUAAUCCCAGGCAACUAUAUAUAAGAUUUAACAAUAACACUCACCUAAUUAAUCUGCUUUAUUCAUGUAAACCCUCUAAGGUAACUGUCAUUAUUUGAAGACUUUGAAAAGUUCUGUAGACAGCCUUACAUAACCAGUUUUAUAUAAUCUGGACCAUUGCCCUUAGAAAUAAGGUAAUUUGUACAGAUUUUUGCCAAAGCCUGGCCAGCACACUGAUGCACUGUAAAUAUGACUUUGUUCAUUGUGAAACAUCAGUGUGCAACAUCUUAAUUUUGUAUAUUUUUAUGUUCCGGUUCUGGGCAUCAUUAACAGGACACUAAAACUGGUUCCUGUGUUGUCACAUUUGCACUCAGCAUAGCUUGCAGUUGUACUUGAUGUGGUAGAAAGAUGAUCUUCCCAUAGUGUUUAGCAAGUACGCCAUCAGCUUUGAGGAAUUUGUAAAGAAGUCACUGAAAUGCACCUUUUUAUGAUUUGAUUGUAUUUUCGUACAUAUGUUACCAGAAUUGCAAAGGCCAUUGAGUGUUAUUACUUUAUAUUUGUUUUUAAAUAAACUAUUCAAUUGUCAAUGUAGAGAUUCUGCAUGGGAUAGCUGAUUUUC
Messenger RNA from Toxotes jaculatrix (banded archerfish), 2512 nucleotides. RefSeq names its product coiled-coil domain containing 117 (gene ccdc117). Bases 861 to 1721 code for a protein of 286 amino acids. Lineage: Eukaryota; Metazoa; Chordata; Actinopteri; Toxotidae. The transcript is spliced from 5 exons. The record is from RefSeq and is a predicted model, not a curated record.